Messenger RNA from Peronospora belbahrii, 693 nucleotides. The record is from the annotation of a GenBank genome assembly. Lineage: Eukaryota; Oomycota; Peronosporomycetes; Peronosporales; Peronosporaceae.
AUGCAAGUCAUCCAGCACAACAUUAACCCCAUGAUCUGCGCCAAUGCGACCUUGCACCAAACCAGAGGCACCUAUAGACCCUUUCAGUGCCCGGAUAUUCGAUGUGGACGUCGUUUCAACCGCAAGUAUACACUCACGGAGCACGUCAAGACUCACACCGGCGAACGUCCGCAUGCCUGUCGUGCUAAUGGCUGCGGCAAGCGAUUCAGCACUUCCGGCAACCUGUCCCGGCAUAUGCGUCUUCACGGUGCCAUCGAGCCUGUGCACUGCCCCGUGCACGGCUGCUGCAGCAAGUUCAUGAGCGACAUCAAGUUGGCCAACCACAUGCGCUCGCACUACGUGCCUCGGACACACACGUGUAGGGUACCUGAGUGCGGCAAGUUAUUUAGCACCACUGGCAAUCUCAACCGCCAUCUAAAGAACCAGCACACGCCGCAAGAGCGUGAGCUAAUCAGAGCGUCGGCCUCCCCGCGAUUAUUGAGCUCUCCUUGCAGUACCCCAACCAAACAAGCGUACUGUAUACUUAAGCACGAGAGCCCGACGAGCAUUGAUCAGGAAUGGGGAUGUAAUGUAUGGGAAUCGGUCUUGGAGCCGGUCGAAAGGAACGUGCUACCCAUUCCGCUUGGGACCGAGUGUACGACUCCGUGGACACCAGAGAUGCUGAAGAUGCUAUCCCACAUGCUUUUCAACUAA